Molecule: messenger RNA, 4377 nt
Organism: Ctenopharyngodon idella (grass carp)
Lineage: Eukaryota; Metazoa; Chordata; Actinopteri; Cypriniformes; Xenocyprididae
Gene: arhgef7a
Product: Rho guanine nucleotide exchange factor (GEF) 7a
Exons: 22
Coding region: 395-2989 (864 amino acids)
Biological process (GO): intracellular signal transduction
Molecular function (GO): protein binding; guanyl-nucleotide exchange factor activity
Source: RefSeq, a predicted model, not a curated record
GGUCUCCAAACAAAUGCACACAAGAUCUUUCUGUUAUGACACAUUUGUCAUGCAAAGUGCAGGUGAAUCUAUGCAGUCCACAUGCAAAGCAGGAUGCGAAGCCGACUGGUCACAAACGGCUGUCUAUGCUGUGAUGUCAUCUGCCGGAAGAUGCAGGUUUAGUGCGCUGACUGUAUUCCAGUGAAAGGCGUUUGACAGCUUGUCGUAAUAAAGGAAAUGGGAGCGAAGCGAUAGCAUUACUCAUCUCCAUGGAGCGCCAUAUAAUGCGCCAUCCCACAAAUAACACGUUUUAGAGAAAAUGGUUCCCAGUUCAACGACUGGUUGAUAACAGACAGCCUGUUUUUUCCCCCAUUACAAUCAUAAUAUUGAGAGCAUCGACCUUGCUGGUGUGGCCAUGAAUCCGGCGGAACAAACGGUUACUUGGCUCAUUACGCUCGGGGUUUUGGAAUCACCAAAAAAGACCAUUUCGGACCCCGAUGGAUUUCUGCAGUCUUCGCUAAAGGAUGGGGUUGUCCUGUGCAGGCUGCUGGAGCGGCUGCGUCCAGGCACUACUGAUAAAAUCUUUCAAGAUCCCAAGAACGACAGCGAGUGCUUGAGCAACAUCACAGAGUUUCUGAAGGGCUGCGCGGUGUUUCGCGUCGAGCCAUUUGAAGCUGGUGACCUGUUUCAGGGCCACAACUUCAGCAGAGUCCUCACUACACUGGUUGCCCUCAAUAAAGUGACUGCAGAUAUUGGCAUAGGCAGCGACUCUGUAUGUACGCGUCACUCUUCCGCCCACCGGAUCAAAUCCUUCGAAUCGCUGGCCUCCCAGUCCUCACUGGGACGAUCUUCUAAGUUGCUCCAUAACCAGUUCCGCAGCCUUGUGAGUAACUUUGGGGACAUGACGGAGAACAGUAACGCUCAGUUAGUGGUUAAAGCUCGCUUCAAUUUCCAGCAGACCAAUGAGGAUGAGCUUUCCUUCAGCAAGGGUGACAUCAUCAAUGUUACUCGCACAGAAGAAGGGGGCUGGUGGGAAGGAUCCCUCAAUGGCAAGACAGGCUGGUUUCCAAGCAAUUAUGUCAGGGAGGUCAAAGGGUCAGACAAACCAGUAUCCCCUAAAUCUGGAACUCUUAAAAGCCCCCCCAAAGGUUUUGAUACCACAGCCAUCAGUAAAACCUACUACAACCUGGUGCUACAGAACAUUUUAGAAACUGAAACAGAGUAUUCAAAGGAGCUCCAGAACCUUUUGACCAACUACCUGAGACCUCUACAGAUGACAGAAAAACCGAGCACCUCAGAUGUAAAUGUCAUUCUCGGAAACCUGGAGGAAAUCAGCACUUUCCAGCAGACUCUGGUCCAGUCACUGGAGGACUGCACCAAGCUUCCAGAGCUGCAGCAGAAGGUGGGAGGGUUCUUCCUGAAUCUCAUGCCCCAGAUGAGGUCUCUUUAUGUGUCUUACUGCUCCAAUCACCCGUCGGCAGUCAGUAUUCUCACUGAUCACAGCGAGGAACUUGGAGAGUUCAUGGAGGGAAGGGGUGCGUCCAUACCAGGUAUUCUCACACUGACCUCUGGCCUCAGUAAACCCUUCAUGAGACUGGACAAAUACCCCACAUUACUGAAGGAGCUGGAGAGGCACAUGGAGGAGGGUCAUCCAGACAGGACAGAAAUUCAGAAAUGUAUGACAGCUUUCAAGAAUCUCUCUGCACAGUGUCAGGAGGUGCGGAAGCGCAAAGAGCUUGAACUUCAGAUCCUGACUGAGGCAAUUCGUCUCUGGGAGGGGGAGGACAUCAAGACCCUGGGUUCAGUGCUGUAUAUGAGCCAGGCCAUGGUCCAGAACCAUGGCUGUGAGGAGAAGCAUGAGCGUUACCUUCUGCUUUUUCCUCAUGUUUUGCUCAUUCUGUCUGCCAGUCCAAGGAUGAGUGGUUUCAUCUACCAGGGCAAGCUACCUUUGAGUGGAAUGACGGUGACCCCAUUAGAAGACUGUGAAAGUCAUAAAAAUGCUUUUGAGCUCUCGGGAAGCAUGUUUGAGAGGCUUCAGGUGAUCUGCUAUAACAAACAGGAUCUGCAGGACUGGCUCGAGCAUCUGAACCGACAGACCAAGCACACCACCAUGGCGGGUCCCAGCAUGAAACCCCUCGCUGUUCCCUGCCACACACUCCCAUCUCACCCUCUGACGCCAUCCAGACAUGCAGAAAGCCGGGGCCUGACAGUUGCUCCUGCCUACCACACCCUACCACACCCCUCCUCUCAUGGGGCCCCACACAGCACCAUGAUGUGGGGCCCCCUGGAGCCCCCCAAAACCCAGAAGCCCUGGAGCCUGAGCUGCUUGCGUCCAGCACCCCCACUCAGACCCUCAGCUGCUCUCUGCUAUAAAGAGGACCUCAGUAAAAGCCCCAAGACAAUGAAAAAGCUGCUGCCCAAGAGAAAGCCAGAGAGGAAGCCGUCCGAUGAGGAGUUUGCACUGAGGAAGAGUACUGUAGCUCUGGAGGAAGACGCUCAGAUUCUGAAAGUGAUCGAGGCCUACUGCACAAGUGCCAAAACCAGGCAGACUCUGAACUCAACAUGGCAAGGCACUGAUCUCAUGCAUAACCACGUUUUGGAUCAAUCCAGUGUGGACUCUCUGGGCCGCCGUAGCAGUAUCUCAAGGCCCGAGGCCACCUCGGACCUCUCAGAGGACUCUGACUAUGACAGUAUAUGGACGGCCCACAGUUACAGGAUGGGCUCUGUUUCCCGACAGUGGAAAGAUGCCAGUCCAGCACUGAUAGUUCCUGGGGAGGAGAAGUUCAGUGUAGACGAGUUGAAGAGUAAUGGUCAGACUCUUCUGGAGGAGAAGAGCCUUGUGGAUGUUGUUUAUGCUCUGAAAGAUGAGGUACAAGAACUUAAACAGGACUAUAAAAAAAUGAAGAAAUCCUUGGAGGAAGAACAGAGAGCCCGGAAAGAUCUGGAGAGGAUAGUUAGAAAAAUGUUAAAGAAUAUGAACGAUCUUUCUUGGGAUGAGACCAAUUUAUGAUAUCAGUGUUGCCCUCUUACUAUGGAGUGACGUGGUGGAAAAAAAUAUGAGAUGGGAGGAAAAAAUGUCAAAAUUUUGCGUUUGCUUGCAAAACAUUUGCGUUCCCCUGAGAAACCUUGCGUUCUCUCGCAAAACUUUUGCUUUCCUCUGAGAAACUUUGCAUGUUUUGCAAGCGAACGUAAAGUUUCUCGAGGGGACACAAAUAUUUUGUGAGCAUACGCAUAUUUUCUCAGGGGAACGCAAAUGUUUUUGCGAGAGAAUGCGAAAGUAUUGACAUUUAAUUUUUGUUUUCAUUUAAUAUUUUUUGUAUCACCAUGUCCCUUUAGGGGCACCAUACUAGUUUUGUUGUUACACUAGUGGUUAAAAUGACCUGGAAGUUCAACCAGAUCAUUGACAUUUCAGAUGUUUUCUUAGCUUGAAAGCACCAUGGACAUCCAGGGAGUUUGUAGUAACAUAAUGUUACAUUUUUUUAUCUAAAAUGGCUCAUUCCAAUGUUUAAAAUCUAAAAGACUUUAGGUCUUUUAGUGCAUCUACACCUAGCAGAUUUUUUUAUUUAGUUUGAAAACCACAAAUUUUAUAGCUGAACAAUCAUGAUGAGACUUGUUUGCUUGAAGUCGUAGCCAAAUCAGGUGCAUCUUCAGCAUCUCUUCGGAUGGCAUGAAUGUUACAUGUGGAUGUCCCUGACAAGUUCAUCUUUUACCUAAUGUUAAGGUUGUUUAGACAGACAGUACCUCAGUCUUCACAUCCCACUGAUGUCUGAGGUUGUGAGUGUCCUGUUUUUUUAAAAAUUACUUUUGUCAUUACAAAGAGAUCAUCAGAUUUUAGAGUUAGGGUUUUAGAGUAACUUUUAUUCAGAUGCACUCUGAUUUAAAAUGCUGAAUCUGUGAAUAUUUCCAUGAUGUGGUACCAUGAACGUUUUCAUUCCAUUUAAUUAUCGUUUACAAAUGAUUUAGAUGUUUAUACUUAAACAUUGAUUCAACACUGGGUGCGUACAGACAAAAAGGUAUGCUGUUACAUGAGGAACAUGAAGCUUAUGUCAGUAAAUGUCUAGUACAUGUUUUAGGUGCCAUUGUAACUCAAGCUGUGACGGGACUUCAUUAUUAUAAUAGCUUCUUUAUCACAAUAUGAUACACAUCAUACCUUCAUGCAAGUUAUGACUAUUAAUUUCAGUGUCACUUACUUAGUGUGACCAAAGCAAAAGCCAGACUCUUAUUUAUGGACUUCAAUAUAUGUGACUAAUUGCUGUACUUGACAUUUAUUCAUAUAGCUCUUACACAACACUAUAGUAGAAUAACCUCAUUUGAAUUCAUAGGAUAUUUAUUUAGUGUUCUUUAUCUCAGAUCCAUGUUACUGUAAAUUAAUUCUGUAAAUAAAGAAAUUUGUUUAUA